GCUAUUUUAUGAAGAAAACAGUGUCAAAUAGACAAUCGGUGAACCACUUGGGUCGAACACAUAUCAUUCAGGCUUGAGUGCAUCCUUCCAAAACCAAACAGGACUGUUCGAGUUGGUCUCAUAUGUAGUAAAAGUAGAUGCACAUCAUGAGAUGUUGUAUUUCAAGACAUUCGUAUGUGACAAGGACUUGGCCUUAAUCUGGUAGUCCAAAAUAUAAUUAGCAAUAUGUUUCGAGGUAUUUAUGAAUUGCUUACAGAUGUAUUUGUGCCAGCCUCCAAGCAAGUUCUCCACGACUUCCCACAUCAUACGAGGGUCGAUCCAGCCAUGGGUCGUCGCGGUGCCGUCGUCAACAAUAGGACGCUCUACAUCGUCUUGGCUAUCCUCGUCUUCGGCAUAAUGCUAACAUUACUCAAUGUCUACGAACUCCGCCACAUGCAGUUUCAGCACUUCCGGAUAAACCAUGGGGAUGGUGGUCCAUAUGAGGGUAACCCAGAGGGUGGAGGUGCUAGGAAUAUAUAUUGGGUAGAUGCAAAAAAUACCAACUCUGGCUAUCUAAAGCAUGUAUUUAGAGUGCUCGAGAGUGUGGGAUACAGGGUGGGUGACAUGCAUUCACAGUGGACACUCAUGUGGUCACACGAGUACCCGUUCGGACGACCCGAGUUCAAUAAAUUGUUCGAAAACCUAAAACCGCAUCAGAGGAUAAACAAAUUUCCUAGUUCGGGCUCAAUCACGAACAAGAACAAUCUGGCCACUUCAGCUUUAAAAAACAUUCCAAUCGCAUUCAAAUUGCCUGGCGACAAGAAUAAGUUCUUAGAUCAUGCCAAGGAACAUCCUUCAAAACUAUGGGUCCAAAAAAGCAAUGGACAUCGCGGGAUCAAGAUAAAAAGUCUAAAAAAUUUAGAUCUGACAAAAUCCAGUACAUUUGUUCAAGAGUACAUAGCCAAUCCCUACCUAAUCGACGGGAGAAAAUUUGACAUCGGUUUAUACGUUACCAUGACAUCGGUAGAUCCGCUGAGAGUUUACGUUUAUGAUGGUGAUUUCCUUAUAAGGUUCUGCCCAAAAGAUUACCAUCCAUUCAAUGCAGGUGAUGUGGACAAAUAUGUUGUUGGCGAUGACUACACACCAACCUGGGAGAUUCCAUCACUGAAGAAGUACUAUGAUGAAAUGAAGUACACAUUCAAGGAGACAUUUAGAGCUCAUGUAAAGAGCAAAGGUGAGGACUUUGAGAAAGUCAUGAAGGAGAUGUAUGACACUAUCAGGGAUGUUUAUGUACAAAAAGAAAAACACUUUAUAGAAGCUAUGGAACAUUUCAAAUCAAAAGAAAACUUUUUUGAGAUGGUGCGGUUUGACUUUGUGCUCGACGAUAAGCUCAAUGUUUAUCUUAUGGAGGUGAACAUGUCGCCAAAUCUCUCUUCCAACCAUUUCAAACCAAAUGCUCUCCUUUAUGAGCAAGUACUGCUGAAUCUGUUUAGUGUCGUUGGUCUUGCCAAGUCGAUAUCUACACAUUUUGACAAUAGUGAUUCCAAUGAAAUGGAUAUGAGCGUGUCUGAACGUGACAUCCAAGUUCUUGAGGAUAUGUGCGCCAGUAAACAAUGUUAUCCAAAAUGCACAUCGCAAGAGUGUGCCUUUUGUCACAAGUGUCUAACCAGUCCUCAUAGAUACACAAUCAAAAAAGCUUUCCUAGAACACGUGAACAAGCAGAGUAUGAAACGUCUCUUCCCUCCGGCCAUGACACAAGAAGAAGCCAAAAGGUGGUCUCCCCUCAAGAACAAAGGUUACCUGAAAUACAACGCAGCUAACAAAAUGAUGUAUCAAUGGUUUAGAGGAAAGUGCCUGCAGAACAUUGCUUGGUGCCAGUGAUGGAUUGAAUGAUCAAUUUAGCUCAGUUUUUGCUCAGUUUGCUUUCAUCAUCAUGACAACAGCUCAAAUGGUCAGUUGAAAUUGCUUGUGUUAAUAGUCUCCAAUGCCUGCCCAUGCAGGUGAGGUCGUCACAGCAGAAGAUGCCCAUUUUAGACUUCAUUUGCAUUCAAAAGCAUUAUUUUUUACAUCAUUGACCCGUCUGCACAACAAUGCAUUAUUAAAGUGUUCCACUUGUGGCAUACUUUGUUUGUGAUGUCAGCAUGGCCAAGGGCUUGAAUUGACAUCCACGCUCUGUAGUUGGGUGAAGGAAUGUGGGGUUUUAAGAAGUGAGAAUGUACAUGUAUCCUUGAUAAAAACACAUUUUAGAGACAUUAGGCUCUCUAUCCUUAUGUAACAGGGAAGUCUAUUGAAGCAGUGAAAAGAAGAAACUCUGUAUAAACAAACCAGAUAAGGAAGUACAUGAACAGGGCCGUUUGAAAUGCUGACAUUCGUAAAUUACUUUGGAUAUAGAUUUUCAAUCAUGUUGAUAAUGUAUGGAUUUUAAUGUACAUGUAUAAGAUAUUGUUUUACAUGCCUUGUCCUAUAUUGUGCAAUAAUUCUGAAUAUUUUUAGGCCUUUGGAAGAAGGGCAUAUUUACUUAGAUUUACAAAGAUUUUUCGUACUGGUACCUGAAACUCGCUUUAAUUUACUUGCAGUGUUGGAAUUCCUUAUUGAAAUUAUGAGUCCCUGUACUUACUAGCAGUCCUUGGUUGUCUAAUCAUGACUGCUCCGGUAGACAAAUAUGCAAAUCAAAAUCUAAGGCAUCACCCAAGGGUUCUGAAGAUAAUUUGAGGUCUAUCUGAGCGGCCUUGAUUAGACAACCAAUGACCUUCAGCAAGUAUUAUUUUCUAUCCUAAAAGGGCUCAAAGUAAACAUUUGCUAUCAAAUGUAAACCUAGCAGUCCUUGGUUGUGCUAGCAAGGACCACUGCAGUCAAAACAAGGCUUAGCAUAUUUUCCAUCGCAAUCAUCGUUAUCCUAGCCAAGACUUCAUCUUCAGAAUUCUAAAUCUUAGUCAGGAUGUGGUUUACACUGUGUGUUUUCUUACCAGAUGUGUACACAUUUUAUUUGCACAUACCAUUAAUGUAACUUGUUAAUCAGUUGUACAUUGUAGUAACAAUGUGUAUAAUCAUUGUCUUGCCAUGUCCCUCAGUUCAACCUGGGUAACUACUUAAAAACUCUCUUCCCUGGUUCUUGAAUUAAACAAAAACGUAAAGUUCAUCCGUCCUUGUGUUAUACUUCCAUAAUAUGCUGUUUAUCAAAACUACUUAAAUUUUCCAUCAAAUUAUUUUGAACAAUGCCCACCGGCCGUUUUUACAUUAAGUAAGGUAAUUAUGUGUCCCGUAUGUAUAUAUUACAUUGGAUUUUGUACUUAAUUUUCUUGCUGACAGUAUUGUGGCAUUGUUAUAUCGUGUCGGUUUGAAUAAAAGCAUUUUCAUACA
This is a messenger RNA of Lineus longissimus, 3339 nucleotides long. RefSeq names its product probable tubulin polyglutamylase ttll-15. The transcript has 13 exons. Bases 226 to 1860 code for a protein of 544 amino acids. Gene Ontology annotation, biological process: protein modification process. The record is from RefSeq and is a predicted model, not a curated record. Lineage: Eukaryota; Metazoa; Nemertea; Pilidiophora; Heteronemertea; Lineidae.